Messenger RNA from Cicer arietinum (chickpea), 1219 nucleotides. RefSeq names its product strigolactones hydrolase CXE15-like. Gene Ontology annotation, molecular function: hydrolase activity. NCBI's taxonomy places the organism in Eukaryota, Viridiplantae, Streptophyta, Magnoliopsida, Fabales, Fabaceae. The record is from RefSeq and is a predicted model, not a curated record.
ACGACACAAGCUUGAGUGUCUUGCUAGAGUUUCAUCAUUGUUAAAUAUACUUUGGUUAUAAAAAAUAAAAAAAAACAGAAAAAAGAUGUCUAAACUUUUAGUGGACGAAUGUCGUGGCGUUCUUCAUGUCUAUAGCGACGGUUCCAUAGUUCGCACCGCAAAUCCAGCCUUUAACACCCCUGUUCAAGACGACGGGACUGUUUUAUGGAAAGAUGUCGUUUUUGACUCAGCUCAUGAUCUUCAGCUUCGGCUCUAUAAGCCAGCUAAUUCAACCGUUACCAAGCUUCCAAUUUUUUACUACAUCCACGGUGGCGGCUUCUGCAUCGGCUCACGCACUUGGCCAAAUUGUCAAAACUAUUGCUUCCAGCUCUCUUCUCAGCUUGGAGUUGUAGUGGUUGCCCCUGAUUAUAGGCUCGCGCCGGAGAAUCGGCUCCCGAGUGCAAUUGACGAUGGCUUCAAGGCUGUUAAGUGGCUUCAAGAACAAGCUGUGAGUAGUGAGCCGGAUUCUUGGUUGAACCACGUGGCUGAUUUUAGCCGGGUUUUUAUUUCUGGUGACUCGGCUGGUGGUAAUAUUGCUCACCAUUUGGCAGCUCGGCUUGGCUUUGGUGCGCCUGAGUUGGCUCCGGUUAAGGUUAGGGGUUAUGUUCUGUUGGCACCGUUCUUUGGUGGAACCGUUCUAACCAAGUCAGAAGCUGAAGGACCAAAAGAUGCUUUUCUCAACUAUGAACUUAUUGACAGGUAUUGGAGGCUUUCCAUACCCAUUGGGGAGAAUACUGAUCACCCACUUGUGAAUCCAUUUGGAGUUCAUAGUAAUAACCUUGAGACAAUUGAUCUUGACCCAAUUCUUUUGGUUGUUGGAGGAAAUGAUUUGCUUAAAGACAGGGCAGAGGAUUAUGCAAGGAGGCUUAAGAAUUGGGGUAAAAAUAUAGAUUAUGUGGAAUUUGAAGGACAACAACAUGGAUUCUUCACUAUUGAUCCAAAUUCAGAACCAGCUAAAGAGUUGAUGUUGGUCAUUAAGCAAUUCAUAGAAAAGUAUUCGGGUAAUGUUUGAGAACUUCAAACACUUUGCUUUUAAUGUAUCUUUCUAUGUUGAAUUGCAAUUAUAGAACUUUGAUUUCAUGAGAAGUAAUGAAGUUUCAAUCUGAAUUGGUAUUUGCUAUUUAGUUCAGUUAACUAUGGCACAGUUCUAAUGUUAUUGCAAGUUUUGUUGCGAGUAUUC